Solanum tuberosum (potato) is the source of this 530-nucleotide messenger RNA. RefSeq names its product RNA-directed DNA polymerase homolog. Bases 15 to 530 code for a protein of 171 amino acids. Lineage: Eukaryota; Viridiplantae; Streptophyta; Magnoliopsida; Solanales; Solanaceae. The transcript has a single exon. The record is from RefSeq and is a predicted model, not a curated record.
AGAAGGACGGGACUAUGAGGAUGUGUAUUGACUACAGGCAGCUGAACAAGGUAACGGUGAAGAACCGUUACCCCAUGCCUCGUAUUGAUGAUUUGUUUGAUCAGCUUCAGGGUGCCGCCGUGUUUUGUAAGAUUGAUUUGAGGUCCGGGUACCAUCAGCUGAGGAUUAGGGCAGCGGACAUCCCUAAGACUACAUUUAGGACCCGUUAUGGCCAUUAUGAGUUCUUGGUGAUGUCGUUUGGGUUGACUAAUGCCCCUGCUGCCUUCAUGGACUUGAUGACACGUGUAUUCAGGCCAUACCUUGAUUUAUUUGUUAUUGUAUUCAUUGAUAAAAUACUGGUAUAUUCGCGGAGCCGGAGUGAACAAGAGCAGCAUUUGAGGAUUGUGCUCCAGACUUUGAGAGAUCAGCGGCUUUAUGCCAAGUUCUCAAAGUGCCAGUUUUGGUUAGACUUUGUAGCGUUCUUGGGGCAUGUUGUAUCUAAGGAGGGCAUUAUGGUAGAUCCGACGAAGAUUGAGGCUAUUCGUGAUUGA